This is a messenger RNA of Indicator indicator, 729 nucleotides long. Its product is annotated as lysosomal membrane ascorbate-dependent ferrireductase CYB561A3. Gene Ontology annotation, cellular component: lysosomal membrane. Lineage: Eukaryota; Metazoa; Chordata; Aves; Piciformes; Indicatoridae. The record is from RefSeq and is a predicted model, not a curated record. Gene Ontology annotation, molecular function: oxidoreductase activity. The transcript has 5 exons. Bases 1 to 729 code for a protein of 242 amino acids.
AUGUGGGACCUGCCUUUCCUGCCCUUCAGUGCCCUCCUGGGUAUCCUGGGCAUUGUGUGUGUGGCCUUUGUCAGUGCCUGGUGUCAGUACUGGCGUGGAGGCUUCGCUUUGGAUGGCAGCACCAGGACCUUCAACUGGCACCCGGUGCUGAUGGUGACGGGCAUGGUGGUGCUGUAUGGUGCAGCAGCCCUGGUUUACCGCCUGCCCCCUGCCUGGACUGGCCCCAAGCUCCCCUGGAAGUUGCUCCACGGUGCCCUGGCCCUGGCUGCCUUCACCUUGGCUGUGCUGGGGCUGGCAGCUGUUUUCCGCUUCCACAACGAGCAUGGGACCCCCAACAUGUACUCCCUGCACAGCUGGCUGGGGCUGGCCACUGUUCUCCUUUUCUCCUGCCAGUGGCUGGCUGGCCUCAGUGCCUUCCUGCUGCCCUGGGCUCCUGGCUGGCUCCGUGCCCUCUACAAACCCCUCCAUGUCUUCUUUGGUUCCACCAUCCUCAUGCUGUCCAUGGCCUCCUGUCUGUCAGGCAUCAAUGAGAAGCUUUUCUUCAGCCUGAAGAAUGGGACAACUGAAUACAAGCUCCUGCCCCCCGAGGCUGUCUUUGCCAACACGUUGGGGCUCCUGAUCCUGCUCUUUGGGGUGCUGGUGCUGGGUGCCUUGGCCAGGCCAAGCUGGAAGCGCCCCGACGCCGACUCCCCGGACACUCGCCAGCCUCUGCUCGCCGCCGAGCGCUGA